Diprion similis is the source of this 804-nucleotide messenger RNA. RefSeq lists its product as uncharacterized. Lineage: Eukaryota; Metazoa; Arthropoda; Insecta; Hymenoptera; Diprionidae. The record is from RefSeq and is a predicted model, not a curated record. Bases 28 to 729 code for a protein of 233 amino acids. The transcript is spliced from 4 exons.
AUUUCAGCAGAUUAAAGAACAGUCGACAUGGCAAAAUUCGCAACUGCUUUGUGUCUCCUAGUCGCCGUUUCCGGUAUCCGAGGCUCAAAUGAAACCAUUUCAGCUGUGUCAGCGAUCACUUUAGAGCUGACAAAUUAUAACAGUACCGCUAACCAAACAAUUGUAACUAUGGAAAUUUAUAUGGUUAACAUGGCCACGAUUGCUGAGAAUGCUCUGAAAAAAUUAAACAGCUCCAUGACAGCAGCUAUUGAAACGUCUAAAUCGCAGUGGGAGGAGUUGGUGAACGGUACUACUACCGAUAUGAGCUCAUGUGAAAACGUAUUAUGGGAUGAAUACUCAGAGGUCGCAGCAGAAAUUUUAGCCAAUGCAACCACCUGCAUCGAUUCCUUAACGGCCGAAGCAAAUUCCAGCUUGAACCUCGUCCGCACUGAUUUCGAAACAUGCAGCACAUCUUUGCUCACUCUACAAAAAGAUGCUUCUGAUUGCAGUUCCUACAAUGAGACAGCUGCCCAUACGUGUUUAGAAUCAAUCGGAGAGACGACGGACGAUUCGGCUUGUACAGACAUUGCAACAAAUCUGAAGAUCUUUACCCAGAUGUACCAAAACUUUUCGGACUUGGUGUCAGGCUGCGUUAACUCGAACGCUUUCAUGAGUUUCAAUGCCACCUUAAAGACGGAUUUGGACACAGCAGUCGAAUGUGCACUGAAACUUUUGGGAAUGGCUUCAUAACUUGAGCUUUGAAGAUAUUCACGUCCGAUUUAUACGUUAUCUCUAUUUAAGUUGGUUAAUAAACACAGUUGUAUU